UUCAGCCAAGGAGGCAAUAUACAACUCACAUGAAAUAAUUGGUCCACUUAUAGCCCCACCCUUGAGGCCUCAGCAAGUAUAAAAACCAUUCCAAGUAUUCAUCAAAAUCAUCAACUUCAUUAACAUAUCUCUUCAGCUAAUUCCAGUCUUGCUAACAGCUUCCCUGCCCCUAUUCACGUACUUGAGUACUUUGAUAUAUCAAGAGAGAAAAUGAGCAGCGGAGACUGGAUGUGCGGUUCAUGCCAGCAUUUGAAUUUCAAAAAACGAGAUUCAUGUCAUCGUUGCAGGUUCCCCAAGUUUGGUGGUGAUGCUGAUAUGGCAUCUUACGGGAUUGUCAGAGAAGAAGUCAUGGCCGGGGAUUGGUACUGCAAUGUCAUGAACUGUGGAGCACAUAACUAUGCUAGCAGAACAAAUUGCUUCAGAUGUGGUGCAUUAAAACAGGAUUUUUACGGGUGUGGGGCUGGCAUGAUGGGACCAGGAGGGUAUGCAAAUGAAAAUACAGUUCCUCCUGGUUGGAAAUGUGGUGACUGGAUUUGCAAUAGAUAUGGAUGUGGUGUACACAACUACGCUAGCAGGAUGGAAUGCUACAAAUGCAAAACACCAAAAGAAUAUGGUGGUGCAGUGUAAAGAAAAUGAACUAUGAACGAGAUUUACUUGAAGCAGCAACAAAUUAGCUGCAAUUGCGGCUUCUAACCCUCUCAAACAACUUUUUACAUAUAAUUAUCUUUUUCUCCCAUCUCCUUGCCAGUUAAUUAAUAAGCUGUAGGUUCAAGGCUGAGGCCUGAUUUCAAUUACAUUGCCAUGUCUUUCCCAAAGGGUUUCCUAGUGUAAUGUAUGGUGCAAUCUAAUUUUAGCGAAGCAAAUGAGAUCAUUUAACUUUC
Molecule: messenger RNA, 881 nt
Organism: Daucus carota subsp. sativus
Lineage: Eukaryota; Viridiplantae; Streptophyta; Magnoliopsida; Apiales; Apiaceae
Exons: 4
Coding region: 211-627 (138 amino acids)
Cellular component (GO): cytoplasm
Molecular function (GO): mRNA binding
Source: RefSeq, a predicted model, not a curated record